This is a messenger RNA of Morus notabilis, 967 nucleotides long. RefSeq lists its product as uncharacterized. The record is from RefSeq and is a predicted model, not a curated record. The transcript has a single exon. Lineage: Eukaryota; Viridiplantae; Streptophyta; Magnoliopsida; Rosales; Moraceae. Gene Ontology annotation, biological process: response to desiccation. Gene Ontology annotation, cellular component: plasma membrane. The coding region runs from base 287 to 838 and encodes 183 amino acids.
UUCGGUGGAUUUCAGACAUUUGCCACACGUGUUCUCAAGUCCCCGUCUGUCCACAGUCCACUCCUCCUUGGUGAACACAAGCACUGAAUUACCAAAACCACCCUCACAACUCCAGAACCCAAAACGCCUAAACUCCAUGGGUAUUCCAGUCAUUUCGUAUCUCCACCAACCCAAUCUUCUUCAUCAUUUCGCAACUCAAAAAAUCCCCUCCACUUUUCUCCCUCUGCAGGACUGCAACUCAAGUACUCAACCACUGAAGAAGGCAAAGUAAAUCCCGUCAAACCCGAUGGGCAAAAAGGUAAAAUGGAGCUGGAGCUCGGCUCUUAUCGGCGCAGCUUCGGCGGUGGCGGCGACGGCUCUGAUCGGGGCCAAGCCAAAGGACCCCACUUUCCACCUCAUUUCCAUCAACCUCACCUCCUUCAAGCUCAACCUCCCAGUCCUCGACGCCGAGCUCAUCCUGACCGUCCACGUCACCAACCCAAACAUCUCGCCCAUCCAUUACUCCUCCACCACGAUGUCGAUCUUCUACCAGGGCGAGCUCCUCGGCUCGGCCGACGUCCAAGCCGGCUCCCAGCCGCCGAGGUCGUGCCAGCUUUUGCGGCUUCCGGCUCGGCUUGACGGCCUCCGGCUGGCUCACCACGCGGCUCGGUUCUUCUCCGAUGUGGCCAAGAGAGAGAUGUUGCUCGACGCCGCCGUGGAUAUUGGCGGCACGGCGAGGGUCCUGUGGUGGGACCACAAGUUUAAGGUCCACGUGGACAGCCAUGUGACCGUUGAUCCGCUGUUUCUGGAUGUGAUUGGUCAAGAAAAUAAGUCCGAGCUCACGCUUAACCUUGCGUAGGAUAAUAUAAUAGCGUGGUGAUUUAUUAUGUCAAGACUAUACUUUAGAGCUUUUCGAAUUGUUUCGUGUAAGGCAUGAUUUUUUUCUUUUUUUUUUUUUGUUGUCAUUUGUUAUUUGUGAAAAACAUGA